Molecule: messenger RNA, 854 nt
Organism: Polychytrium aggregatum
Lineage: Eukaryota; Fungi; Chytridiomycota; Chytridiomycetes; Polychytriales
Exons: 3
Coding region: 129-581 (150 amino acids)
Biological process (GO): axonemal dynein complex assembly
Cellular component (GO): cytoplasm
Molecular function (GO): dynein intermediate chain binding; protein-folding chaperone binding
Source: RefSeq, a predicted model, not a curated record
CUGCCGCUGAGCCAUCUGCCGUUGAGCCAUCUGCCGCUGGGCUUGAUCCCACGCCGCUCCAUUCUCACCGUCACCACUAUAUACCCCAGGCACAGACCCAUGCCGGAGGCGUUCCCGUCAACCCCGGCAUGAUCGGGGCGGCCCACCCCAGGCCCAAGAAAAAGUACAACCUGUAUGAUUUUGAUCGAAAGCCUGUCCUCGAAAAGGACAUCUGGACCGACGACGAUGUCGAGGAUAUUUGCUACGACGACGCCGCUGAUCCGAGGCAGUGCCCCGAAUACACGAUCACGUAUCGUCAGCGGGUGUGUAGCGAGGACAUCUUCCUGGGCAUGAUGGGCAAGCAAAACUCCAUCGAGGACUGCAACGAAAUGGUGAUGCACGUCGAGAUGCCUCUGGCCGUUGCGCUGAGCGACAUCCAAGUCGACAUCAAAGAUAACUGCGUUUGGGUCCAGUGUCCGCAGUACAAACUGCGGGCCGAUCUUCCCGUCAAAGUCGACGAGGCCGACUCCACGGCGCGGUGGGAUGCCGUCGACAAGCGACUGAUCCUCACCAUGCCCAUCGUCCGCGAGUUCAAGAUCUAGCAUCGGUGUGAUCGAGACCGAAGCAAAUAGAUUCGUCGCUGUCUUUCAUCACCAUCCGAAUGAAUGUCCAUCGUAGUUGCCUCGUUGCCGUUAUCGAGGGUGAAUGCCGACGACUGCUAUUGUGGCGGAUGAACACGGAAUUUUGACCUUGCUCGCUGGCGAUGCCUAAGCAGAAUAUGAGCUGGUGCAGUUGUGCAGUAUUUGCGCGCCCAUUCCAGACUGCCCGGCUGCUGAUCGCUGCUGAUCGCUGCUGGGCGAGCGCGGGAACAGAGC